Molecule: messenger RNA, 8171 nt
Organism: Mercenaria mercenaria
Lineage: Eukaryota; Metazoa; Mollusca; Bivalvia; Venerida; Veneridae
Exons: 4
Coding region: 364-2094 (576 amino acids)
Biological process (GO): regulation of apoptotic process
Source: RefSeq, a predicted model, not a curated record
AAUGAUAAAUAGACGUGUAUUUUGCUACUUUUUGUUAAAUAAAGAACGACUUCAAGGUAAAGUGAAUUGAUAAACGUAAUAAUUGUCAUUUAUAAUCCCAAAUGCUUCAGCUCUGAGCUAUCUAAAUAUUGAUCAAGAUCAUAAAUAUCUGUUCAGUAUGAAAAAGUGCAUGAAGUGCUUUAUUAGAUUUUAAAUUUUAACAGUAAACGGAUCUAUUUUAACAAUGACCUAUGUUAAAACUUGCUUUUAUUUUGCUUGGUUUUCUUAGGCUAAAAGGAUAUUCUUAUAGAGUUUUAUUGAAAAAUUUUGUUCGCAGGUAUUUUUCAUGUUAAGAGUUAUUGGAUAUUCAAAGACUGGCGUAAAAUGAAUAAAAAAACUGAAACCAAAAGGAAUCUUUUGCCAAAGAGUGAUGUGCAGUUUGCGGACAUCUCACCACCAUUUGGUUUUAAACAUGAUCUCCAUAUCGGAAAGGAGAAGUACCAGGAAAGACCUGUAGACGUUGAUGAUGGACCUGUUUCACCGCGUCCUAGCAAUGAAAACUGCUCGGAAGUUGUAAAUAUGAAAACAUUGGACGAGCAAUUGAACACAUUGUCAGAUGUCAUAGUAGAGAGCCUUGAAAGAAAAAUCGCUGAACCGAUCCGCCAGACACAAGCUCAAAUUCUUUUUGAAGUACAGGCGAGAAACAAGACAUUUCAAAGUGUAUAUACUCAAACGACACCAGAUAAUACUGAAAGAGUAAUAAUAGCGGAAUUUGAGGAAAGUGAGAGUUAUAGAACAGAGCCGAAAAUUUUAUAUCAAGAGAUGGCACAUGUGCAUUUAGAACCAUCACAGAGCAUUACCCGUGGGGCUAAGAAUGAUGAUCAAGGCGCUGUGCAUUACAUUACAUCAAAAACACCAAUGACAUUAGACUUUGGCCGAUUUUCGUUGCGAUUAAGGGAGAGGCCUGUAUCAACUAGACCAAGACCUAAAUCUGCAAUUGAUGUCAAAAGAGACUCCUGCGAUGAAAGAGAAUGCCUAGCACACGCUCUACAGUUUCAUGUCGAAGACCUGGUCGACAGAAUUAUUUUUCACGAAAGUGAACUCCCGGACUGUCUUUUAGCAGAGGGGUGUUUGACUGAAGACGAAUGUGCAUCAGUAAGAAAACUUCGUGACAGAAAAGAUCAGGUUAGAGUCCUUCUAAGUCUAAUCAAAGGACGGGAUUUGCGUGUUCUAAGGGGUUUCAUGAAGCACAUUGAACAACAUAAUGAAGAUGUCGCUGCGAAAAUUAUAGAAAAAUUUGAAGAAAACAAACGUGACGGUAUAAGAAGAAAAUUAUGUUUUCUCUGUCAGCUAGAAAAGCAGUUCAACGUUAAGCACGUUAUUGACAGUUUGUGGGCAAUACAGAUCAUCGAUGACGGCUUAUAUAAUACAAUUAUUUAUUCUGAAGCACCUAUAGGUGCACAGGAAACAUUAUGGAAGAAAGUUAUUCACUCCCUCAAUUUUCUAGAUCCACAAAAGGCUGAAUUGGCACAAAACAAACUUCUGACAUGUCUCACAAGCAAGAAUCUUUUCACGCACCUGGCUGAUGGCAUUAAGAAUAUGUUGAUAAAGAAUCAUGGAAAGCUUACAUGUUCUUGUGAACCAAAGCUGCGUUUGCCAAAAAUAAAUGCAGAAUCGAUAUCCGGAGAGUCUUGUUUCCCCGAUUCAAGCUCAGAUGGAACACCGAAUGACGGAGCAAGUUCUGUUGGUACAUAUAACCCAUCCUCAAAACCUGCUCCGAUUGCAGACAAUCGUCCUGUAGACAACAUAUCUGGAGCAGUACCAGAAGAAACAUUGUCAAACCAUAAAGCACAAAUGUUACCAAAGACAUAUGAGACAAAUGAAACUGUUCAACAUACAACUACACCAAAUGCUGCACAACCGACUCUCCGAAAGAAACCAGUUGUACCAAAGAAACCUGUGUUAGACGGUACUACUCGUCAUCUUAAGAUAGCUACUUCAAAUGCUGCACAAACGACUCCUCGAAAGAAACCAGUUGUCCCCAAAAAGCCUGUGCUAGACGGUAUUACUCAUCGUCUAAAGAUAGCUCCUUCAAAUACUGCAUGUUGCGAAUGAAACCAUUAAGUCCAAAGAAACCUGCGACAGUUCAUAUUUCACCUGGGUGAUCUAGGUAGCUCAGUGCAAAAAUAUCAUAUGCAGACAAAGGUUCCACAAAUCUAUAGGAAGAUCGGUUGGAAGCAUAGAAUAUAUUAAAAGACUCGGUUUGAGGAAGGAUAGUGCUGGCACCGGCUAAAAUGGAAUUUUCUUACACAAAUGCAUAGACUGGUCUCAAUCCUUGAUUCCAAAGACAACUUUUUAUUUUACACUAAAUGAUGGGAAAAUUGAAACUGUUAAUAAAUACAUAAAAUAAAGUUUUAUAGGGUUCUGUCGUAGGCCAAAUAUUCUUACAUUUGAAGUAAUGUACUGUAAGUUCAUGUAAAAGUUCCAGAUAUAUUAGUAUUUUUGUUCAACGGAUGAUUGAUUUUAUAUGUCAUUUAACAACCAGAGAUGGGUUGUAAAUUUAUGUUUGAUAUGUUUUAUGUCUAAUUUGAAUACUGUUUUGCCUUUAUUUGGAUACAGAAGCAGUAAAUCACUACAGCUAUUGUCCUUAAAGUGACUAUUUUUUAUUUAAUUAUUAUUGCUUUUUCAGAUUUACUUAAUAACUUUUUUGAUGAUUGUUACUUAUAUUCUAACGAUACAUGCCAUAACAUGCAUAAAAUUAACAUCUAUUUGAGUCGGCCCUUUAUGAAGACAAAUGGUAAAAAAUCAAUUACUGUUAUAACUGAAAUUCAUUUAUUAAUGAAAGUACUAAGUGUUCACACCAUUUAUAUCUUUGUUCAUAUAAUCAUUUGUAAUAUAAUGUAAUGUACGCAUUUUUUUUACGGUUGUUAUCACAGAUGCUAGUAUUGAAAGUUUCAUUCUUGUAUUGUUCGAUUAUUAGUACAACAAAAAAGUAAGUCAAGCGUUGAAUAUUCUGUGAUAAACAACGGUGAACGCGAGGAACGGUGAGAGAACAUUAUAACGUAAAUUAUGAAAUUAAAUAGCCUCAAGGUUUUGCACGUUACUACUCAAAUGAAUGAAUUCCAGCAUAUUUUUUCUACAUCAUGUUAUUAUAUUUUCUGGUCCUUCGGGAUCAUUGAUUUCAACUCAUUUAGAUUUGAAGAUUGAAUACUGCUUAAGCCGGUGCUAGGGGGCGUGGGCAGUGUUGCAUUUUCCAUUACUGCUCAUGAACAGACUCAAUCAAACCGAGUCUGCAAUUUUCACUGUUUGCCUUGUUCUCGAUGCUUCCGAGGGAUCUACUUUUCAGAUUUUAUUUUAAUAAGCAUCUAAGAAUGACAGUAAACAGAGCCUUCUUGUAUUUUAUCGUUUGAUCUACCACGGUUCAUCAUUAUUUAGGACUAGUUUGAUCACCUACUAUUGUAACUAUGGUUGAACUAUUGUUGCAUCGAACUUUCUCUAAUUAACGGAUAUCACUUAGUUAUUUUAAUUAUAGUUUAACCAGAGGAUAAGUGUGGUUCAUCUAGGGAAAAGAAAGAAAAUGCUGACGGCGUUGUGGAAUUACAGUAUUUUUAGUGUUUUAUUUAAAUUUAUUGUUCUUAUAUGCUCCUUAAAGGUAUAUGGAUCAUAGGACCGCGACAAAGUGUGUAUGGAUGUUGAUGUGACCUGUAUAAUUUUCAAAAAUAUUCUAAAGAAGAAUGUUUUAGGGAAGUUCCAACGGGCUAUAUAUAGCUGCUACUACAGUUUAGCGUACUGCUCUCUAUUCUCGGAGGUGAAGGAGCAGUUAAAGUAUGUUCAGUCACGUACAUGUGCAGAAAAAACUUCCUGUGUCUCACUACACUACACAGUAGUAGCUGAUCGAACUAGGCAUUAACUAUGAGGGCGAUAAAUCGAGGGUAACAACGCGAAAACCUUUAUUAUUUGAUAAAUCAGUACCAAAUACAUUAGUCAGGUGCCAAAUUAAUGUCCCUACAAUGGCCGCCAGUAUUGGAAUUUUUAUCAGAUGGGUGGUAAUAAAUUGUCAAUAAACUAAGAAAGGAACUUACUUGAAAUUUUCAGUACUUGGUAAUACAUCCAUUAGCUAUUAGCUAUUAAGACUGCCCUCAUUCGUUUUGGUAUUUGCUGAUAAAGUGAUUUUAUGUAAGUUUGAGUUAAGGACCUCCAGAUUUCCAGAACAUGAUUAAUAAGGUCCUGUCUAGAUUUGAUGUCACCUUCAUUUUAUGUAGUUUCAGUUUCAAAGUUUUCCAGACAUUUUCGAUUAUAUUGAUAUCUGGGGACUAUGGAGGCCAGUUCAUGCAAGGAAUCUGGUUUUACUGUUUCCACUGUGUGGUCUCUCGAGAGGUGAGAACUGUUGCAUUAUCUUCUUGGAAAAUGUAGGCCCUAUCAGUUGGAAGUUUAGCAAUUACAGGCCACAAAUGUUCAUCAAGCACUUCAAUACACUUCCCAAAAUUAAUGUUACCUUCAAGAGGUCCCAAGGUACCUACACUUUUAUAUGUCAGACUUCUCCAGAACAUAACACUCAACAGGGGCACAUACAUUUCCUUGUACACUCCUAAACACGUGGGUCACCAUUUCUCCUCGUUAACACGCUUAUCUUUGCCAAUAACUACUAGGGUUUUGUCUGAGAAUAUUAUUCUAGACCAGUCCUCUUCUGUUUUCCAGUGAAGAUGAGAUCUAGCAAAGGCCCUCCGUUUUAUUCUAUUUCUGGCUGCGAAGGUGGUUGUCUUCCUUUAAUACUACUCUUCUGAAGUAUCCAUAAAAAUGCAAUCUUCUCUGGACAGUUCUUUUUGACAGUUUAUAUGGUGUACUUCUAUUAUAAUCACUUGUUAAUUCAGUUAAAGUCUUAAUUCCUUCUGUUAGUUUUCACCACCUUUAACAACACCCUAUCUGUCCUCACAUUUAUCUUCUUUUUUUUCUUCCACAUUUCCCCACCCGCUUGUUUACAUUGAUGAUUUCUAAACUUUCAGCCUGUUUCAAACGCUUUAAACACAUUUUUACUGUAGAACUAUCUAUUUUCAAUAAUUCUGCAUUUUUUCUUCCACUGUAACAAUGUUCAUGUAAUGAUAAUAUGGUAUCUUUCACAGAUGGAGUCAAAUCUUUUCCUCUUCUACCCAUGUUACUUUAGCAGGCGAAAUAUCAAAAUGUAAACAAACCAGUAACUUCCCUUUUAGAAAAUCUUCAGGUGCUAAUAUAGAUUGUUACCCUGAGAAAUUAUCCUACACUUAAUUGGAUUUUAAUUGGAAGAAAACACACUUUAAAUUUGCAGUCCAUUGUAAAUCAAUAACUUAGCGGCCAUUUCGAGGACAUUAAUUUGGCACAUAAGUGUAUAAUGAAGAAAAACAACCUUUGUAUAAGUGUCAUAAAAACUAACAUGUCCUUUUGACAAACUUGCUCACAUAUAUAUGUAUAUAUUUGUAUAUAUAAAAAAGGACAUGUUAGUACUUAUCGAUGUAGAAUUGUAAUGUAUAUAAUCUAUUUUCAACUGUUCUCAAAAUACAGGUACUAAAAUCUGUAAUAAAUACCUAUACACCUGUAUAUUGAAGAUUAUUAACUUAUCAAAAGACCAUAUUUGUACUACAUGUGCCACCACUUAUGCAAUGUUGGUUUUACAUUGUUGUAAUGAUAUUUAAUUUCUACAUUUAUUUGCUGCUAUCCCCAAAAAUGCAAGUGCUAUUAAAGCUUAAUUAACACCUACAUGUAUUGAUUAAUUACUGAGAGGUCAUGUUAGUGCUUAAUGUCUUCUUCACUUUUACAGAAGUAUUUGUACUUUGUUGUAAGGAAACAUGAUAUGCAAACUAAUUUUUUGUUUCCCCACAAAAGCUGCAAUUAUUGAUACCGUUACAUAUUGAAUGUUAUUUACCAACACAAUAUUUGAAAAUACAUGCACAUUUAUUUGUAUGCUAUCUGUUUUAACCUUUAUACAUCAAAGAUAACUUGCUGUCAAACCAACGCAUUUGUUCGCGGCUAACCCUAAAAAUGGAAGUUAUAAAAGCUGUUUUGCAGAAGACCUCCAAACCACAGACAGAACGAGGUUUGUUUUAUAUGAAAACUGAAUACCGAAUAAAACAUGUUUAUUAUGCUACUAAGCUACUAAAGAAUUGUAAUUUUAUUGACGUAUGCCUUAAAAUCCGGAAAAGGACAGCACACUUCAAGAUAGCGAUACUAUAGUUUUACAACUGUAAAACCUGUACACUUGUAGUAUUUGCAAUUAUGCCAGAGCCCUAAAAUUAGAAAAUAAGUAAGUUUUUCAUUGAUUUAAUAUUUUCUGAGUCCGCCAUAUGAAGUUUUUGACAGACUACCAUUUGCAAUUAAAUCUAAAGGAAACGAUAAUACUAUUGUAAAGAAAUGAACAUAAUGACUUUUCUGAAAUCGACAUAAUUCAUCUAUGAAAAAGAGACUAUAAAUAAAAACAUCAACUUCUUAGAAUUGUUGGUAAACGGAUAAAAGCAAACCAAUUAUGGGGGCAAGGGACAGUAAGUCUGCAAAUUCCACAAGUAUGUGUUGAUACCAGUGCAAAAAAGCCACAACAAUCCAAUUUUGAGAAAUGCCAGGGAAGUGCAAAGCGGAUGUAUUGAAUAUACUUAGCACUUCUUCAUAAUUGUAACAUUUUCAGCUUGUCGAUUCCGUUGUUUCUAUGAUAAAAACGAGUAAAACUCAGGUGUCAGGACACUAAAAUUUGAGGCAAAACAUGGCAUAAAAGCACACUUUGCGCGACCUGUACCGUAUUAUUUGCAAAUAACUGACCUAAUAAAACAUAUGUCUAAUUUCCAAGCAUGUGACCAUACGAAAAUAAUGGUUGUAAGAAAAGUGUCUCAUAACUGUUUACUUUUUCCGCAAAUUUCAGCUGAAUCUAGUUGGAAUUAUGACCGUUUCCAUUUCGUCUAACUUCCGUUACCUCAGGUAAGAUUUUAGACCCGGUCGUCUACAUGGAGCUAGGAAAAUCGACUCAAGUAUUUAUUUAUUUUACACAAUUACUCGUCUGCAGGAAUCCUAAGUUCUAUAAAUAUCAUAGAUAACCAAUUGAAUAUAAAUGCCUUUAAAAUACUUCCACUUAUUUUAUUAAAAAAACCUACCUGGACUGCAAUACGAAACUGGCCCCUGUCACUUAAUUUACCUGCCCAUUACUAGUACAUUUUUAUCGUACUGUCACCGUACUGUUCCGUACUACUGAAUGAAAAAGUUUUCCAUUUUAAAACAAUAUGUAAAGAAAUGAAAAUAAACAAUUGUUAGAAUUGCUGAAAACGAUGUUUAACCUAGAUCUCUGAAAUUUCAGCAUUGGUUCAUUAUCUCAAAUAUCUCAAAACGAAGAUAUGUGAGUUGUGGCCACUUCAUAAUGUCUUUAUCCGGAAUUUCAAGGCAUGUAUCAGUAAAACACGUAUCAGUAAUGCGUGUAUUUAUCAGUUUAUGGUCAAAGGGAGAUCAAACAUAAUAAAAAACGAAAUUUGUUUUUUUUAUGUAAUGAUUACUUCCGCCAACAGUUAAGACAUUUGGAGGUAUAUAUUCGUGUACCUUACCUUUUAUUGUUUAUCCACAUUAUCAGUUGAGAUAAAGCACCAUUUCGGAACGAAAGUUAACAACGGAAACACGAUUUAAAAUAUUGAAUAUAUUAGUUUCAAUAAACGUGAAUUUUCCUGACGAAAUAAAAGAAGACCCAAAGUAGGAAACUGCUGAAAAAAAUGUUACUUUAUCUUGAUAUCAGUUUUUAUAUAUUUAUGAGUUAUAUCAAGCGAUAAAACUUGUCUUUAUAAAAAAGCAAACAAGUAGCAAAAUAAAAACAAAGUACUAUUUCUGAUUUUAAUGAUAGAAGUCUUCAUAUCACCAAAACAUUAUUACAACAUGGUUACCGUCAUCAUAAGCUACGGAAAGCUUUCAGUAAAUUUUACUACAGAUCGUCCGAACUGUUAGGGAAAUAUAAUACUAACCUAAAAACGCUUUUAAAACUUAAGGACUUACACACCCGGAAUACUAUGGAGAUGUAGUUUAUAAAAUUCGGAAAAUUAAACAUAGUCCUUAUUUUAAUUAGAUAUUUGUAAAAUGUGUUAAAAAGUUUAUCAAAAGAGGAUGCGAUGCGAAAAUCGUGAAGCACAUCGCAUUUUUGGUGAUUGACCCCUCUACAGUUAAUCUCUAUGCUUUCCUAUUUGAUGGUGCGAUGACUA